AUGAACUGGGUUGGGGGCAGUCGGAGCAGAAUCAUACUUAAGCAGGAGAGAAGAAAGCAAAAGGAAUUCUUCGAAAAGAAAAAACUUAGAUCAAAGAUGAAGCUACUGGGAGUGUCCUCAUCCCCUAGAAGUUCAACAGUCAGUUUAGAUCUUCUCAAUCUGUAUGUUGUUAACCAGAUAGCAAGCAAGAAAGAUAAUACUGACAGCAUAAGAAAACCAGUCUAUGUUGAUAUGUCAAGGGGUAUAAAAAUACCAGUGAAAAGAUAUAAUAUGGAACUUCCUGUGUCACCGCAACGUGCAUCAUAUAAAACAAAUCUAGAUGAUAUCCAAAACAGUCCAGGAUAUAUGAACUCAGCUGGUAAAUCUCCAGCUCUAAUUACCGGUAAUGAUUCUAUAAGUGGCAACAGAAUAAAAGAAUCAUUGUUUGAUAUUGUGGAAGAAACAGCAAUACCAAAUACCACCCAGGAUGAAACCAGUCAUUCCAUUCUAGCAUUGUUCGAAGAUGAGAGCAAGCUGAUUCAUAAUACUCCCUCCAAAAAGCAUUGCAGUUCUUUUGUUAACCAAAGCAGUAUCAACCAAUUAUUUACAGAUCAUGAUAAUACAAAUCAAAUGUUUAACAGAUGUAGCCUUUAUGACAUUAAAGAGGUUUAUCACAAGACUGACUGUGCUGAAAGAUGUACUGUAGGCAGAUGCCUUAAGGGAAUUUUCACAGUUCCAGAACAGAAUUUCUUUCAAAGGAACAAUAAUUCGAGCACUAGCCAUAAACAAAAGGAAAAGUCUAAUAAGAGCUACUUGAAAGAGUGCCUUGAAGGACAUUAUUACUUCACACCUUCUGAAAUACAAGAAAAUCCUGCAAAGUAUGAAAAAUUAGGGUUAUUUACAAAUCACCCUGCUGAAGAGAUUAACUUUGAGGGAACCAUGCAAAGCUAUUCAAUGAACCAGAAUGACCGCCAUCUUCUGGAAGAAUCAGAUUGGAGGCACUCAAAACCCUUUGGAUUUGAAAUGGUUCCAACAACAGAAGAGGAAAAUGGUAAUUUGGAAAUGAGUUCAAAGCUUGGAGAGAUGCAAAAGGACACUGAAUCCUCCCUGAGCAGUCAGUCCCCCUGUUAUUCUCCCAAGCUAACAGAGAGUUGUGUCAGCACUGGUUCUGAGAUGUCAGAAGAGGAGGAACCAGCUGAAAAGAAGAAAUGUCUUUAUGAGAACUCUUUUCACAGAAACAAAGCCAAUCCAAAUGCUGCUUCAACAAACAAAGGCCCAGAGUGCAGCUCUCACACAGACAGCAUGCCUUUCCUUCCAGGCAAUAGUUUGGCUGUCAAAGCAGCCAGAAUUUCUCAACAGAAAGAGGCUAUUUUACAAGCUACACAGGAGGAAAAUAAAGGGCUAGCUCUUCUACCUCAGUACAACUCAUCACACAUAGUACUUAAGCAGGAGGCUUUUAAUCACAAUGAGAGACAUGAUGCUUGGUCGCAAACGGAGACCUUUGCUGUAGGAGCAGAAAAAAUGGAUGCUGCCACACAGUGUGCUCUGAUACAGGCAUGCAGCUGUAGAAACUAUCUUUCCUCUGUCCACAGUGCUGAAAUGAUCACUGGUGUAAACAAAGCAGAUACCGCUGGAGGGCAGGAAAUCCCAGCAGAUGAGGCUCUUCCAUUUUCAAGUACAGACAAUGCAACAGGUACUACAGAGUUUCCUCCUGAAACUGAGUAUCUGACUUUGGCUGACAAGAUGACUCUAGAUGUUCUGAACUAUUUUAAUGUAAUGACAAAGAGGGAAAAGAGCAACUGAGAGAGAUGUGUUAAGCACGUAGAGUGGAUGCAUCAAAGUGCCCUGUACUCUACAAGUUCUGAUCCUUUCGCAGUCUAUUAUUUCCUUUAUUUGUUACAUUUAUUGUUAACUUGUGUGGGCAAGACUUAUUCAUUUUUUUAACAAAUGAUUACUGCAGAUGCUAAAUGUUUUACUACAGUUCAUUGAAAAUAAUCUUUUUAGCUAAAGAAAAAAUCUACAAUCCAAGUAUAACAGUUGUAUGAGACUGAGCCUGUUCUUAUUGAAUUCAGUGGAAAGGCUCCAUUUGACAUUGAAGGAUACAGGAUAGGUCCCUUAAAUCAGAAAACAAAUAUUUUGUGUACUUAUGCACCCAUUUAGCUUGAAUAGCACAUCUAUGCUGAAACUGUAAAAUGAGAUACAAGGAGAAUGCACAUCUGUGCACACAGAACAAACUGAAAUUAGUACUGCAUAUUCAAGUAAGCAGAUUCCCUCUUGAGGCAGUUAUGCUAGAUUUAUACAUUCAGUGUAAAUGCAGACUCAUCUCUUGUUUUGGUAGUUUGCCUGAAAAUUAAAAUACUGAGUUCUCACCUUUUCUCAUUCAGUUCAGUGUUUGUA
Molecule: messenger RNA, 2376 nt
Organism: Alligator mississippiensis (American alligator)
Lineage: Eukaryota; Metazoa; Chordata; Crocodylia; Alligatoridae
Gene: REDIC1
Product: regulator of DNA class I crossover intermediates 1
Exons: 10
Coding region: 1-1782 (593 amino acids)
Source: RefSeq, a predicted model, not a curated record